Messenger RNA from Cajanus cajan (pigeon pea), 1358 nucleotides. Its product is annotated as 3-oxo-5-alpha-steroid 4-dehydrogenase (DUF1295). Lineage: Eukaryota; Viridiplantae; Streptophyta; Magnoliopsida; Fabales; Fabaceae. Gene Ontology annotation, cellular component: membrane. The record is from RefSeq and is a predicted model, not a curated record.
CCAUAUACGUACAUCAAUGUGCGUGGAUGGGAAUGGAUUGAAUUCAAGAGUUAAGAAUGUGACUUACUUCCACAAAACGAAUGGUCGUACAUUGACGCACACGACACCUCUUCUUCUUCUUCUGUUUCGGAUUCAACAAGACAAAGGAAACACAAUGGGCACUGUCAUCGACUCUCAUUUCUUAACCCUCACUGCCCUUGUCACUAUUGCCUAUCAGUUUCUGUUUUUCGUCGUCACUGCGCUCCUCAAAUUCGACAAAGUCACUGAUUUUGCCGGAAGUUCGAAUUUCAUUAUAAUUGCUUUAUUGACUCUGUUUCUCAAAGGCUCCUGGUAUUUUCGACAGAUAAUCCUUACUUUGUUUGUUGGGAUAUGGGGACUUCGCCUGGGGCUUUUCCUCUUAUUCAGGAUUUUGCAAUGGGGAGAGGACCACCGCUUUGAUGAAAUGCGCAAUAAUUUGGGUAGAUUGGCCAUAUUUUGGAUAUUUCAGGCUGUCUGGGUGUGGGCUGUGAGUUUACCUGUUACGGUAGUUAAUGCAAGCGACAGAAAUCCCUUUCUACAUGUUGUCGAUAUAGUAGGGUGGAUUUUAUGGUCUGUGGGUUUUAUUGUGGAAGGUACGGCAGAUCAACAAAAGUUGCAUUUCAAAAGAUCUUCAGAAAAUAGAGGGAGGUGGUGUAAUGUUGGACUCUGGAAAUAUUCUCGUCAUCCUAACUAUUUUGGCGAGAUAUUGCUUUGGUGGGGAAUUUUUGUGGCAUCUACACCUGUACUGGAGGGUGGUGAGUGGCUGGUAAUCAUUGGACCAAUCUUUCUCACAUUGUUGCUUCUUUUUGUCAGUGGCAUUCCAAUGCUUGAGGAUUCAGCUGAUAAGAAGUUUGGCAAUGUAGAUGGAUAUAGGAUAUACAAAAAAAGAACCAGCCCUUUAAUCCCGUUGCCAACAUCAGUCUACGGGAACUUACCGGCAUGGUUCAAAACAAUUUUUCUCUUCGAGUUUCCAUUCUACAGUCGUAAUUUUCCGCAAGCAGAGAACUGGUGAAAUGGUAUUAAAAUAUUUACUAUCUGCUCAAGGUGUAGAGCAAGCAGUGGGAAUACCAGUGAUGCUCAGAAAAUUGGCUAGCACUUGGUUCUUUGAAUUUGUUUGAUUCCCUUCUUUCGUCAGACUGAAGUUGCAGCUGCCGUGGUUAGGGAUGUGGCCUUGAAAUGCUAUUGCGCAAUGUUUACUUCUCAUUUUAUUUCUAUUGCAAGUUAGUUUGCAACUAUCAUUCUGAACCUGCAGGAUGCCAACAUCGGCUGAUGUUGAAAAUUCAUUUUUAAAUACAUUAGUUAUAAACUAGCAUGACGCUUGUGUCUGCUCCAUGUUGGGU